GGUAGAAGUUGACUAGAAGAAAUUGUCAUUUGACUCCGAAGAAAGGCAAGUCAAGUAACUAAAGGGUAAAUUUGUUGAAACUGUGAAAUACUGAAGAGGAAUUUCUUUUUUUUUUCUUUCUUGUACACUCCAUUAUUUUUAUUUUGGAUCUUGAGUUAUGCCCCCUCCCUAUAACCCAACCCACAUACCCAUCCGAAUAAUCUUCAGAUGAAGCUUUCUUCUCUAACUAUCCAUAAUAUCCAAUUUUUCUGAAGAAAUUUAAAUAGUAAAAAAUCCUUCCCCCAAAUUUCAAAAUAAAUCACAAAACAUAAAGAACACUACUAUAUAACAAGAAUUGAUGUUCCAAUCCUCUUUGGUGGUUAUGAUUCUGCUCUCGCUAGGUCUGCUGUCCCAAAACAUUCUGCGAUUGGCCUCUCUCAAAUCUGAUGUGCACCCUUCAAACUAAAUCACACUAACGCCUUGAAGCUCUACUCCGGCGAAGUUGUUCGGUCUCCCCGUGGAACCGGAAGCCCAAUAAAGAUAAAUUCCUCCACGAGUAUCUUCUCUUCGACGAUUUUCUUAUGGAAAUAUCCAUCAUUAUCUUCAAGCUGUGAUUUGAAUUUUGAAGGGAAAAAUUACAAAAACUCCAGGUUUUGGUUUUUCCAUUCUUUUUGGAUAAUCUUCGUUACCCGUUUUUGGUUUUUGUUAGCGGCACAAAUGACAAGAAGCAUUUUUUGUGUUAGUUUUCCAAAAUUGCCCCCACGGUAAUAAAUUACCAGAUUCACAACGUUAACUUCUACCAGACUUAAUUCCUUACCACGUGUCAGCGUUUUAUUCGUUGGUCAAAUCUAAGCCAUUGUUAGCCACCAAAACUCAUGCCACCAGAUAUGUCACCUUUUAAAUAUGUGCAUAUAGCAAAUAUAAGUAGUUGGAAAACUCUUAAGAAACUAUAACAGCUAGAUCAAAAUCUGAGGACAACAUGAGUGUUCCAACUGUGCUAGUAUUACCAUUACCAGCUCAAGGACAUAUCAACCCAAUGAUGAUCUUGUCUCAAAGAUUGGCUGAAAAUGGUUGCAAUAUCAUCUUUGUCAACAAUGAAUUCAUCCAUAAGAAAGUGCUGAGUUCCAUGGGGAAUCAAGAAGGCGGCGUUAACCGACAAUCGCGGAUAAAGUUGGUGUCAAUGCCGGACGGGUUAGGGUCUGAUGCAGACAGAAAUAAUUUCAGGGAAGUAUUUGUUUCUAUAAAGAAGAACAUACCAGCUAUGCUUGAGAAGCUAAUUGAAGAUCUUAGAUUGAAAGAUGGUAUCAUAGUAAGCUGCGUAGUUGCUGACUCAGCUAUGGCAGGAGCGUUGAAAAUUGCAAGCAAGAUUGGAAUCAAAGGAGUUGUGCUCUAUCCUGCGUCAGCAGCUAUGUUAGCCUUGGAUUGUAGCAUACCGAAGCUUAUUGAUGAUGGGAUCAUAGACUCUAAUGGGUUACCAGUCACACAAAAAACGUUUCAAUUAUCACCAAGUUUUCCACACAUGGACACAGGAUCCAUAUGGUGGGCAAAAGGGGUUGACUCUGUAUUUGGGAAUGUGAUAUUUAACAAUGUUGUUGAUGCCAUGCAAACUCUGGAAUUGACAGAGUGGUGGCUUUGUAACUCCACACCCGAUCUUGAACCACAAGCAUUGUCCUAUGUACCAAAGUUAUUGCCAAUUGGUCCAUUAUUGAGAAGCUAUGAUGACAAUCAAGGUGUAUCUGAAAGAUCAUUGGGACAGUUCUUGGAAGAAGAUCUCUCUUGUGUACAGUGGCGGAUCUACGGGGCCUAAGGUGGCCAUGGUCCUCCCCAAAAUUUUUUUAAAAAAUAGUAAAUAGUAAUAAUUAAUAAUAUUAAAAUUUUUUAUAUAUAAUAUUAAAAAAAAAUAUAUAAGUUACAAAAUUUUAUAAAUUAAAAUAACUAAAAACUGCGCUAUGUAUUAGAUAUUUG
This is a messenger RNA of Arachis ipaensis, 1944 nucleotides long. RefSeq names its product UDP-glycosyltransferase 83A1-like. NCBI's taxonomy places the organism in Eukaryota, Viridiplantae, Streptophyta, Magnoliopsida, Fabales, Fabaceae. Gene Ontology annotation, molecular function: quercetin 7-O-glucosyltransferase activity; quercetin 3-O-glucosyltransferase activity. The record is from RefSeq and is a predicted model, not a curated record.